AUGCCUAAACCUACCUUCCUCCAAACAGUCCUUCGAAAACCAACUCGAUCAUAUGCUACACCAGGAUACAACCCCUGGGCAGACCAAGAGGAUGAAUACGAUCCCGAACCUUUCCCUUCCCGAUACAAUCCUCGUGUAGACAAUGGAGUCUUCUUAGGUUAUCGAGAUACCUCACAACCUGGUUCUUCUCAUUUACCCUCUCCUGCGUCUUCUUCUUUCGUAAGGAACAGGAAAACAUCUCGAUCAACCAUAAGUGAACCUGUCACUGAGGUAGGGACAGAUCGAACGGCUGGAACACGUUUUCCAAAACCUGUCAAAAGGGUACAAGAACAUCUCACUCUCACACCACAAGGAGAGAUCAUCUUGACUCCUUUACAAAGAGAUGUAUCCUCGAUCAAUGACGGAACGGUUAAGAAGAAAAAGAAGAGAAAACCUAGGAUAGAAUCAGAAGCUCAAUCGGUAAUUUCGAAUACUAUGAGAACCAAUUCACCUGCUCCGACGAUCAUGACUAUCAAACAUACCGCUACUAGGGUUGAAAAAAGGAAACAAGAGAUAAAUCAACAAUCUGUCAUGAAUGUUUGGAAUGAAUCGUUGAGUACAGAAAACACUGGGAGUCUUGUUUUACAUCAGCAAAGAUUAAGGGAUGCAGGUGAAAGUUCAAGUAGUUUGUCUUCCCCAGUCCCACCUUUUUCUCCUGCACCUCGUCAAACUCCCACACCGGAUGAUCUCCCUCCUAGGUCUUCAAGCUUGGAUAAAGAUAAGAGUGUAGAUACACCACCAAGUUCUGUCUCUUCUCUCCCUGCUAAACCCAACCAAGAGCUCCAUCCUUCUCCGCCUGAAUCUUAUCGACAACCUCAAGGAUUUUCUGAAAUCAAGACAAGUCGUCCAAAACCUAUCGUCGUUAUUCCACCCGUGGAAUCCGAUACGGAAGAAGAAGAAACCUUUUACACUCCUAGAGCUUCUUUGGAUCAACGACCCAUGUCAUUUUUUCAACCUUCCACUUCUGCAAGAUUCUCCACCCUUUCGUCAGUACAAGAGUCUACUCCUAUCCCGGCUUCAAUGAUACCACCUCCUUCUUUCAGUCUUCAACCACCUACUCCAGCACCUUUAGUCAAUCCUGAGACUUCCCCAUUUGAAUUACCAUCCGCCCGAUUCGGAGAUCCUGAACCAGUCGACACUCCCACUCGUUCUAGACCAAUAACAACAACUGUCGAAAUGCCCGCCUCACCACCAGCGGACGGUAUGGCCGAUGACGCACAUUCAGCAUCUGGUGAGAUAGGCUCAGACGAAGAUGAAGAAUCUGAACGUCUCGGUGGACCCAAUCAGCACCUUAGAGGUUCUCACAGUCGAAACACUAGCUAUUCUCGGAGAUCGUCUUCCGCUCUUGAUUCCCAUCCUGCCUCUGUAGGUUUCCCAGCUUCCGCAUCAGAAGGUCGGACGUCUAAACGCUCUUCCAAAGCAUAUAGCGAUUUCGUAGUCAUCCCUCGACGUUUCUCUGCUCCCUUGGACGAUCAGUCGUAUCAAGCGUCAGCUUAUGAACCAAGUAUUCGCAGUGCUCAAAGCGGUAGAAGUGUCGCCAGUGGACUUGGGAAAGGUGGUUGGGCUGCCGCACAAGCUUCAGCGCAAUCGAGAUCCGGGGCGACUACACCGGUCAUGUACAUGCCUUCUCAUGCGAAUGGAGGAUGGGGAAAUCUUCAAGAAUUACAAGGUGGAAGUGCACCUGUUCCUCCUCCCAAAAAAAGUAAAUUCACUCCUUUGCCCGUUGGUGCUUUACCAGCGACUUUCGAUCGUCUGACUAAUGGAUCGAGACUUGGGAAUGGGAGUCAAAGCUUGGGUGAAAGUCAAGAUGGUGGGUUGAGGGUGGCAAGUCGUAGUGGAUCGAGUUUGAGUGAAUACUCGCAAGUGUCAUAUCAUCCCGAGAUCAGGCCUAGUCGAUCUUAUACUAUCGAUCAAGUUCAAUCUGACCAGCGGCCCUCUUUCGAUGGUGUCACUUUAGAACGACCCUUGGAAGAUGAUCUCGUGGAAGACCCUUCGGACAGUGAAGAAGAGUACGACCAACUGCCUAGACCCAGUAGGUCUUACAUCGUUUCAAUUGUUUCCGAGGAUCAUCAAAUCGACCCCCUCGCUCCCACUCGACGUGUCCAGUCUCCGGAUUCCAUCCCAGAGGACGCUUAUUUGCCUGCUCCACCAUCCCCAACAUCCAAACCUUUGUCUAUCUCCGAACAUAUCCCUCGACGAUCGUCAUCCUCUGCGGAAAGUCGACGAGAAUCAUUCAAUAGUGUUCCAUUUCCUUCACGUCGACCUUCUUCUUCUCUCGAUCGACCUUCCCGUCCUCUUUCUCCACUCUCACCUACCAUGCUACCCAUAUCCCGUCCAAUGUCCUCAAUGUCAAUUUCCACCCGUGCUCAAAGUCCCACGCCAAGUCAAAGAAUAGGAUUCGAACCUCCCUCAUUCCUCGACCCUGACGCUCUCACCCUCUUACCUGAAAUGACGAUACAAGAUUCUGAUAAAACGUACGAACCUUCCUUCCCUCGACCAAUCUCCCGAACCGCUCGUCGGACCCAAAGUGUAUUCGGAAAUCUCACCCUCGGAGCACGUUCCUCGGCCGAUGAUUCUGAAGAAGCUGAUCAAGUACCCGAAUUACCAGUUCGACGUUCGAAAUCCGUCAAUGCUUUUCGUAUGGGAACAUGGGAAGGUUCAAAUCACGGUGAAUCCGUCUUGAUGAAUUCACAUGGAAGAGAUAUGGAACCAUUAGGAUAUUCAUCACUCAUAUUACCUUCAGGUGCUUAUAAACCAUCUGAUCCUUCACGUUUCAUUCAUUCUAUAGAUUAUCGUUCACUUCGAAUGCCACAAUCGACAAUGGCAGCUAUAACAUUAUCAACACUUCCAAUUCAUUCUACACCUUUACAUCUCAGAAAUCAACUUCCACCUCCAAUAGAUUUCAGUUCUCAUUUAAAACCACCUACAAAAGUCAAUUCAGGUCAAAUACUAGUACAAGUUUACGCUGUGGCAAUUGAUGAAUUUGACGUAAAGAUUUUAGAAUCAAAAUCAAGGAAUGAUAUAGGUCGUUGGGUACCUGGAAGAAGUUUUGUUGGACGUUGUUUGAAAACAAGUUCAGAAGAAGUUGAAAUAGUUAGAGGAGAAUUAAUAAUGGGUUUAAUGGAUUUAAAGAAAAGUGGUUGUUUAACUGAAUAUAUCUUAAUUGAUAGAAGAAGAAUAUCAAAAACACCUUUUCCAACUUUUUUAUCUUUAGAACAAUUAGCUUUAUUACCUUUACAUGGUAUACCCGCUAUAAGGAUAAGUAGGACACAUUUGAUAAAACAUUCUUUAGCUAUCGUUUCAGAAGCUCAUAGAGGUAUAGGAGCUUUGGUUUGUCAAUUAUUGGCUAGAUCCGGUGUAGCUGUUACGGCUACUAUAGUAGGUGGUGAUGGACAUUAUGAAGCUCAAAUGAAAUGUAUGAAGAAUGGUGCUAGGGGUGUUUUAACGGGUAGUUUGGCAAGUGUUUUAAGUGGGUUUGAAGAAAGUAGUUGGGAUUUUAUUUUUGAUUCAACGGGUGGAUUAGGUGUGGAAGGUGCUAAAAGGGUUUUGAGAGAUGGUGGAAGCUUCGCAUCCAUAUCAUCACCAUUUCCUUCACCUACAUCCCCUCCCCCAAUCCCAAGAAGAACAUCAGCAUUCAAAUCCCUCUUCACCAAAAGAAAAGAUUCAAAAUAUAUAAACCUCCUCCCUGUAUCUCCAGCGGGAACAGGUGAACCCGAAGUCGAUUCUAGCGGAAUGGACAUACGGGACGUUUUGGAAGAUGAGUUGAUCCCUUUUUUGAGUCCUGUUUCAGAGGGAAGUGUGGUUUUUGAGAAAGCCAGGGAAGUGUUUAGGUCUCCAGGAAGUGGGAUGGUAGUUAGGAUUAUCAAUUAG
Messenger RNA from Tremella mesenterica DSM 1558, 3909 nucleotides. RefSeq lists its product as uncharacterized. The record is from RefSeq and is a predicted model, not a curated record. NCBI's taxonomy places the organism in Eukaryota, Fungi, Basidiomycota, Tremellomycetes, Tremellales, Tremellaceae. The coding region runs from base 1 to 3909 and encodes 1302 amino acids. Gene Ontology annotation, cellular component: mitochondrion. The transcript is spliced from 2 exons.